AGUAAUAACUGAAUUUGGUUACACUUGUCGACCAAGUUAGUCUACAAGUUGUGUUUAGAUGUUCUCGUACAGUACAUCGCGAUUUCAAGCAACAAGUAGCUAUAAGUAUCGAUUACAUUCCGUCUUAGUCGGAGGGUGUAAUAAUUUUUUUCUCUCUCAUAGCGCAUCCGCGCAGGCGCUGGCAUAACCACUACUCCGUUGAGAAACGUAGCUAGUAGUAGUGAUCAGUAUCUGGUGCGUCUUGUAUGAAUCGACCAUGAAGCGUACUUCUAGCGAAACCACUGUAGACAUUUGCAGGCGAGACAAUGAUUAUAGUUUGCAGUUCAAUCGUUGGAUUCUGAAAUCGAUAGGCGCUUGGCCGGAAUUCAGGAAAAAUUCGAUGAUCAAGAAUAUUCUAAUAAAUAUCUUGCGAUUAGCGUGUCAUUCUUUAAUGGUAUAUACCAUAGUAUCUUCUACAUUAUAUGUAUUGUUCGAAGAGAAAGAUUUACGCUUAAGACUGAAAGCUAUAGGACCUACGAGCCACAUUAUUAUGGGCGGAAUCAAUUACUGCUCGCUCCUGCACAAUAAUGAUCGAAUACGCGCGUUUAUAGAGCAUAUGGAGACCGACUGGCGAAUGGCGAAAAGAGAACAGGAUCGAGAAGUGAUGCUGCGAAACGCGAGAAUAGGACGCGUUAUAGCGGCCGUUUGUACGCUUAUCAUGCAGGUUGGUGUUAUUUCUUACAAUAUAGCUCGAGGGAUGUCACGGAUAACAGUGGUAAUCGGCAACAAGACCAUCGAGACAGGUGGCCUACCAUGUGCAUCUUACAAUAAGAUCGUGGACACUAGACUCAGCCCGGUAUACGAAGUCGUGCUCGCGGUGCAGUGUCUCUCGACCAUCGUGGUGAACAACGUCACGGUCGGUGCGUGCAGUCUCGCUGCCGUUUUCGCGAUGCACGCUUCCGGCCAACUCAACGUAGUAAUGCUACGUCUCGAAGAACUCGUCGCUGAAAAACAAGAUCUUCAAUUGAAACUGGCAAAUAUCGUGGAGCAUCAUCUGCGAGCUUUGAGAUUUCUUUCACAUUUGGAAGUUAUGAUGCGUCAAAUAUGUUUUGUGGAAUUAGUCGGAUGUACAUUCAAUUUAUGUAUGCUGGGAUAUUACACAAUUUCGGAAUGGCAUCAAGAAAGCAUAAACACUAUAAUAACAUAUGUUAUGGUGUUGACAUCGAUGCUGUUUAAUAUCUUCAUAUUUUGUUUCAUUGGUGAACUCGUAACGGAUCAGUGUAAAAAAGUUGGCGAAGCAGCUUAUAUGACAAAUUGGUAUUUAUUGCCGCAUAAAACUGUACUUAGUUUAAUUUUAAUAAUCUUACGAUCAAGAAUUGUUAUCAAAAUUACGGCUGGAAAAAUAUUUCACAUGUCUAUCCAGACUUUCGGUGCUGUAAUUAAAACAUCUGUCGCAUACUUGAAUAUGCUUCGAACUUUAACUAUGUAAAUAUUGUAUAAUAAAAGACGAAUAUAUUUGUAAUAUUCUCUAUUAAGAUAAUAUAAAAUAUGUAAAAUUUCUCAUAUAUAAAUAAUUUUAUGUAAAACACUAAAAACAUUAUUUUUUUAA
Solenopsis invicta (red fire ant) is the source of this 1588-nucleotide messenger RNA. Its product is annotated as odorant receptor 82a-like. NCBI's taxonomy places the organism in Eukaryota, Metazoa, Arthropoda, Insecta, Hymenoptera, Formicidae. The coding region runs from base 257 to 1468 and encodes 403 amino acids. Gene Ontology annotation, cellular component: plasma membrane. The transcript has 5 exons. The record is from RefSeq and is a predicted model, not a curated record. Gene Ontology annotation, molecular function: olfactory receptor activity; odorant binding. Gene Ontology annotation, biological process: detection of chemical stimulus involved in sensory perception of smell; sensory perception of smell.